Messenger RNA from Aphidius gifuensis, 537 nucleotides. Its product is annotated as trihydrophobin-like. NCBI's taxonomy places the organism in Eukaryota, Metazoa, Arthropoda, Insecta, Hymenoptera, Braconidae. The coding region runs from base 1 to 537 and encodes 178 amino acids. The transcript has 2 exons. Gene Ontology annotation, molecular function: nucleic acid binding; zinc ion binding. The record is from RefSeq and is a predicted model, not a curated record.
AUGAAGAUUGGAAAUUAUGUCAGACCACAACAAAGCUACGCAUCACCAACAUGCCGAUUAUGCGGAAUAAGGGGGCAUGCUGCAAGAAAUUGCGGAAUGCAACGAGAAAAUCAACAGCGUCCGCAAGUAAGAUUCAAUGAAAAACCAACACCAAUGUGGAAUCAACGCCCUACUUGCCAAUUAUGUAAUAUAAUUGGUCACCAAGCAAAAGAUUGCAAUCAGCGACGACGGUCAAACAAUGGUUAUAAUAAUGGAACCAAUAAUGGUUAUAAUAAUGGUUACAAUAAUGGUAAUAAUGGUAGAUAUUAUAAUGGUAAUAAAAAUGGCUACAAUAAUAAUUACACGAACGGUUAUAAUAAUGGUAAUAAUAUGGGUAAUAAUAAUGGUAACAUGGUUGGUAAUAAAUAUGCGGAUAAUAGAAAAGACGGUUCAAUUCGAGGUUGCGAUUUCUGCAAGGGUGAUGAUCAUAUAGAAAUGAAUUGUGUUGAGAAAACAUUCCAACAAAGAGUGCAGGGAAACUUGCAACCGUCCCUCUAA